CUAUAACAGAACUGAAAUUGCAGGCGAAACCCAGAGGACAAACGAUCCCCCCAAAAAACAUUGUCAUUCUACCACUGAUUUCAACGGCUGGCUCUUUUAUAAUAGCGUGAAAUCGUGCCCGAUUGCAGUUCCUAGGGCUUCCACUAGAUGUCAACAGUCUUUAGAAAGAGUUUCAGGAUGGUUUUUGGAAAAAUGAGCCAGAAAUUGUAGUUUUUCUAGGUGGCUCCCAUUUUGGCUGUAAUGUUUCCAAGCAUGAAUGAGAGCGCGUUCUUUGUUAUUUUUCUCCGGUAAAGACCAUAACGGUUCUCCGUCUUAAAUGUUAUUGUUUAUAUGCAUAUUAGGGUACCUAUUGUUUGAUUAUAAACGUUGAUUGACUUGUUUGGAUAAGUUUAUUGGUAACGUUUGGGAUUCAUUUUGUAUGCAUUUUGAAGGAGGGAAACCGAGUGGUUUAUUGACUGACGCGCGCCAGCUAAACUGAGUUAUUUUUAUAUAAAAAUUACUUUAUCAAACAAAAGGACCAUUUGUAAUGUAACUGGGACCUUUUGGAGUGCCAACAGAAGAAGAUCUUCAAAGGUAAGGCAUAUAUUAUAUUGCUAUUUCUGACUUUCGUGUCGCAACUCCCUGGUUGAAAAUGAUUUGUUAUGCAUUUGUGUGCUGGGCGCUGUCCUCAGAUAAUCACACUGUUUGCUUUCGCCGUAAAGCCUUUUUGAAAUCUGACACGGCGGCUGGAUUAACAACAAGUUAAGCUUUAUUAUGAUCUAUUGCACUUGUGAUUUCAUGAAAGUUUAAUAUUUCUAGUAAUUUAAUUUGAAUUUGACUCUCUGCAACGCUAGCAUCCCACUAAUUCGCAAGUAAAAAUUCCCUAUCUUAGGUCAGUUAGGAUCACCACUUUGUUUUAAGAAUGUAAAAUGUCAGAAUAAUAUUAGAGAGAAUGAUUUAUUUCAGCUUUUAUUUCUUUCAUCACAAUCCCGGUGGGGCAGAAGUUUACAAACACUCAAUUAGUAUUUGGUAGCAUUGCCUUUAAAUUGUUUAUCUUGGGUCAAACGUUUUUUGGAAGCCUUCCACAAGCUUCCCACAAUAAGUUGGGUGAAUUUUGGCCCAUUCCUCCUGACAGAGCUGGUGUAACUGAGUCAGGUUUGUAGGCCUCCUUGCUCGCACACACUUUUUCAUUUCUGCCCACAGAUGUUCUAUUGGAUUGAGGUCAGGGCUUUGUGAUGGCCACUCCAAUACAUUGGAGUAUUGUCCUUUUUAUGGCGGGUUUGGAGCAGUGGCUUCUUCCUUGCUGCCUUUCAGGUUAUGUCGAUAUAGGACUCGUUUUACUGUGGAAUAUAGAUACUUUUGUACCUGUUUCUACCAGCAUCUUCACAAAUUCCUUUGCUGUUGUUCAGGGAUUGAUUUGCACUUUUCGCACCAAAGUACGUUUAUCUCUAGGAGACCGAACGCGUGUCCUUCCUCAGCGGUAUGACAGCUGCGUGGUCCCAUGGUGUUUAUAGUUGCGUACUAUUGUUUGUACAGAUGAACGUGGUACCUUCAGGCGUUUUUAAAUUGCUCCCAAGGAUGAAUCAGACUUGUGGAGGUCUACAAUAUUCUUUCUGAGGUCUUGGCUGAUUUCUUUUGAUUUUCCCAUGAUGUCAAGCAAAGAGGCACUGAGUUUGAAGGUAGGCCUUGAAAUAGAUCCACAGGUAAACCUCCAAUUGACUCAAAUUAUGUAAAUUAGCCUAUCAGAAGAUUCUAAGCUAUGACAUAAUUUUCUGGAUUUUUCCAAGCUGUUAAAAGGCACAGUCAACUUAGUGUAUGUAAACUUCUAACCCACUGGAAUUCUGAUACAGUGAAAUAAUCUGUCUGUAAACAAUUUUUUGAAAAAUUACUUGUGUCAUGCACAAAUCAGGUGUUCGAUCCAACUUGCAAAAACUACAAUUUGUUAACAAGAAAUUUGUGGAGUGGUUAAAAAAAUGAGUUUUAAUGACUCCAACCUUAGUGUAUGUAAACUUCUGACUUCAACUGUAAAUAUAAAAAGGGAUUAAAUUAGAUUUUUUCCCACUACUGAUUUACACAACCUACUCCACAUUUUCAAAGUGAAAGAAACAUUUUCUCAAAUAAAAUAAAAUAUAAAAAUUCAGAUGUCUUGAUUGCUUAUGUCUUCACACCCCAUAGUUACUUGUUUGAAUACACCUUUGGCAGCAAUAAUUAAAGCUGUGAAUCAUGUUGAAUAAGAUUUCACUAACUUUGCACAUAUCUUGUAGCAAUACAUAUCAUUUGUGUUUGGAAAAAUUGCUGAAGCGGUCAAUUUGGUUGGGGAUCAUUGGUGGACCGCAAUAUUCAAAUAUUUUCUCAGAUAUUCAAACAGAUUUAUGUCCGGACUAAGACUGGACCGCUCAGGAACACUCAACAUCUAUUAGAAAGUCAUUCUGAUGUGUCCUAAGAGUUAAAAUGUGUGUAAUCGUCCCACUUUAAUAAAACUACCACAGUGUUGGGUCUUCAAAAGACUGAGGCAGGUUUUCCUUUUUACAUGAGCUUUGCAUGAGCUUUGCCCCUUUCAUAAUUAUUUUGGGCCUGACAAAACUCCCCAGUCCCUGCCUGUGACAGGCAUACCUAUAACUUGAUGCUGCCACCACAAUUCUUGAAAAUAAACUCAGCAUAAAAAGAAAUGUCCCUUUUUCAGGUGUUUUUACCAAAAAGUUAUAUUUUGGUUUCAUCUGACCAUAUGACAUUCUCCCAAUCUUCUCAGACGGGCCUGGACAUGUACUGGCUUAAGCAGGGGGACACGUCUGGCACUGAGUCCCUUUGAGUCCCUGGCGGCGUAGUGUGUUACUGUGUGUUACGGCUUUGUUACUUUGGUCCCAGCUCUCUGCAGGUCGUUCACUAGGUCCCCCCGUGUGGUUCUGGGAUUUUUGCUCACCAUUCUUGGGAUAAUUUUGACCCCACGGUGUGAGAUCUUGCGUGGAGCCCAGAUCGAGGGAGAUUAUCAGUGGUCCUGUAUGUCUUCCAUUUCCUAAUAAUUGCUCCCACAGUUGAUUUCUUCAAACCAAGCUGCUUACCUAUUGCAGAUUCAGUCUUCCCAGCCUGGUGCAGGUCUACAAUUUUGUUUCUGGUGUCCUUUGACAGCUCUUUGGUCUUGGCCAUAGUGGAGUUUGGAGUGUGACUGUUUGAGGUUGUGGACAGGUGUCUUUUACACUGAUAACAAGUUCAAAUAGGUGCCAUUAAUACAGGUAAUGAGUGGAGGACAGAGGAGCCUCUUAAAGAAGAAGUUACAUGUCUGUGAGAGCCAGAAAUCUUGCUUGUUUGUAGGUGACCAAAUACUUAUUUUCCACCAUUUCCACCAUAAUUUGCAAAUAAAUUCAUAAAAAAUCAUACAAUGUGAUUUUCUGGAUUUUUUUUCUCAGUUUGUCUGUCAUAGUUGAGGUGUACCUAUGAUGAAAAUUACAGGCCUCUCUCAUCUUUUUAAGUGGGAGAACUUGCACAAUUGGUGGCUGACUAAAUACUUUUUUGCCCCACUGUACCUCACCCAACAAAUGAAUGGUAAAGAUUAGCACCGCAGAUCUGUAAAUUGCAUUAUGCUUAUCUUCUCCAUUCAUUUUGGAAUGUGGCAUUUACAUUGUAGCUCCUUCUACAAAAAAGAAUGCCUGGGAUAUGUACUUAUCUGAAGAGAAGAUCGCUUUUGAGGUUUGAAAAUAUCAUCUGAUUUUGGAGUGUCAUGACCCUUGAGCAGUAAUUUUGAUAGGACUGAAUGGUUUGAGUGGGGAGGAGAAAACUGGAAAUGAUCUGUUAUUGGCAUAGAGGUUUUGAACUCUCUUAUUGGUCUAUUAACUAAUUUACUGCCUGGUGAUGUCACCGGCAGGGUUGGGUAGGUUACAUUUGAAAUAUAAUCCAUUACAGUUACUUGUUACCUGUCCAACUUUUUUUUUAUCAGUAACAGAACUUUUGGAUUACCCAAACUCAGUUACUUUUAGAUUACUUUCACAUUAGAAGAAUAAAUUAAUUAAUUUUACCAUUUGAAUAACUUCUAUUGCAGGAUAAAACACUGGUAGAUUUUACAUAGCUGGCCAUAAAUGGUUGUUGCAUUUUACUUGGGUUGGUUAACUAGGCUUAUUCUAACCCAUUGCUUUCUACUUUAAUACAUAUAACAAUAUUAUUAGGCUAUAUCUUUACAAAAUCAAAGUCUAACAGAUUUGCAAUGUGAUUACCAUAACAAAACAAAAACAAAAACAAAGGCACUGGGGCGAACAGUGGCUCUGUUUCCCCUAAUGCAGAUUUGAUCUUUAAAGCUAAAAACAUAUGCACUUCAGAACAUACGUAGCUACCUGUGUUCUGUAUCAUAAAAAUAUGUUAUUCUCUCUCUCUUUCUCUUUCUGUGUGUAUGUGUGUGUGUGUGCAUGCGUUUGUGCAUUUGUGUGCGUGAGUGCGUGCAUGUGGGUCAAUAGUCCAGAGAGCAUAGUUUGGAUGCCAAGAAAGCAGCUCCUCAAGGUUUCAUCAUGAAUAAAAACAAGCGAGGAGAAGAGAGGGAGCUUUACAGUUUAGAUGUCGGAGAUUCCACCUUCACUGUUCUGAAAUGCUACCAGAAUCUAAGGCCCAUCGGCUCAGGAGCACAGGGAAUCGUCUGUUCAGCGUAUGACCACAACCUUGAGAGAAAUGUGGCUAUUAAGAAGUUAAGUCGGCCGUUCCAGAAUCAGACGCAUGCCAAGAGAGCGUACAGAGAACUGGUGUUAAUGAAAUGUGUCAAUCACAAAAAUAUCAUUGGCCUAAUAAACGUAUUCAGCCCACAAAAAUCAUUAGAAGAAUUUGCAGAUGUAUACAUUGUGAUGGAGCUGAUGGAUGCCAACUUGUGCCAGGUGAUUCAGAUGGAGCUGGAUCAUGAGAGGUUGUCCUACCUGCUCUACCAGAUGCUGUGUGGCAUCAAACACCUCCACGCUGCCGGCAUCAUACACAGGGAUCUAAAGCCCAGUAACAUUGUCGUGAAGUCAGACUGUACGUUGAAGAUCUUGGACUUUGGCUUGGCUCGGACGGCGGCUACAGGUCUGCUGAUGACCCCCUACGUAGUGACCAGAUACUACAGAGCACCAGAGGUCAUACUGGGGAUGGGCUACCAGGCCAAUGUGGACAUAUGGUCUGUGGGAUGUAUUCUGGCAGAAAUGAUCCGCCACAAAAUCCUGUUCCCAGGAAGGGACUACAUUGACCAGUGGAACAAGGUGAUAGAGCAGCUUGGGACUCCGCCACAGGAGUUCCUGUUGAAGCUCAAUCAAUCAGUGAGGACGUACGUAGAGAACAGGCCGCGUUACGCAGGAUACAGCUUUGACAAACUCUUCCCUGACGUCCUCUUCCCUGCAGACUCAGAGCACAACAAACUGAAAGCGAGCCAGGCCAGAGACCUGCUGUCUAAGAUGUUGGUGAUUGACUCGUCUAAGAGGAUCUCUGUGGACGAGGCCCUGAAACACCCCUAUAUCAACGUGUGGUAUGACCCAGCAGAAGUGGAGGCGCCCCCUCCGAAGAUCACAGACAAGCAGCUGGAUGAGCGAGAGCAUACGGUGGAGGAGUGGAAAGACCUGAUCUGGAAGGAGGUGUAUGAGUGGGACGAUUGGACCAAGCAGAAUGGCGUGAUCAGAGGACAACCUCUUUUAGGUGCAGCAGUGAUUGACAGCUCCCCUCAGCACCCCUCGUCCUCUUCCUCAGGCAAUGACGUAUCCUCCAUGUCGACUGACCCCAGUGACCCUAGUGAACCCACCAUGACCUCUGACACGGACAGCAGCCUGGACAGCCACACCUCUCUGGGAGCACUGGCCUGCUGCAGAUAACAUGCACACACACACACUUCUGUCACAGUAUAUAGUUUAAAACACUUAAAGGGGCAAUCUGCGAUGGCCACAUUUUUUUUCUGCCUUUUUUAUUGAAUGAUAUAUACCAAUUGAUUCUUGAAGAAUAUAAUAUAUAAAUGCUUUUACUCCAUUGUUUGUAAACAAACUCUGUAUAGUCUCAAAACAUGAUUACAUUGUGUUUCCUCCAUUGUUUGUAAACAAUGUAAUUGUAAACAAACACUGUGUAUAGCCUCAAAACAUGGUUAAAAUUAUACUUUUGAUACUGUAUCAUGGAUGGUCAGUCCUUGCAUCCAUAGCUUUGUUUAUGAAUUUCAGAGCGAUUACAUUUCUCUAGCCCCAACACUAAGUUGCUUACCAAAAACAGUGAUGGGGUGACUGCUUUAUUGUUGUUUAAACUGCAGAUUGCCCCUUUAAGAGUCCGUAACAAAAUUUAAAUUAAAUAAUUUAUUUUGUAAAUGCACAGCUUCUUUCAUUUGCUAUGUCCCCUAUAUCAGGCAUUGCCGAUUGUGUACAUGCUGUAAAUUACUAUAUUUAUUUAUUUAUUUAUUUUCUUGUUAGCUUCUGUCCCACCAAGCUGUGUAUGUCUAUGCUGUAAAUGAUAGUGGUUCAAAUCUCACAGUGGAUGGAACUUUUUCCCCUUUUCCCUAUUAGAAAGUGUUUUCUUACAAACACAUACUUAUUUUCUAUUAUAAACUGGGUUGUUCGAGCCCUGAAUGCUGAUUGACUGACAGCUUUGUUAUAUGAGACCGUAUACCACAGGUAUGACAAAACAUUUAUUUUGCAUUAAAUUCAACCAUUAAAUCACCUGGCCCAAAUACCUUUGUCACUUAGCCAUCUUUGUUGCUUUGUUUCUUCAACCAGUGGCCCAUCCCACUUAGCUCUAACCCUUCAAUGUUUGCAGAUCUUUAGGUUUUGGAUAGGUAUGUACAGGUCUGCAAACAUCAAAGGGUUAGGGCCAAGGGGAAGGGACAAAGGCUGCUUAUGUUUUAUUGGUGGGGCCAGGAGUCGUUCCUCAGGUCACAGGACCAGGAAAAACUCCCAGCCCCAUUGAUUUGAUUUAAGUGCUCUUACAGUUCAGGGAUUUUUGAAAGUCGGGACAAUCCUUAACCGGCAUAUAAACUUUAUUUUUAAUGUUUAUUUUGUUGCAUUAUUUGAUCCUAAAAAUUACAUUUAGGGGAAUUUUAUAAGGUGAAAGAUUUGCUUUUGGAAUUUUCUAAAUAUUUUCAAUAUUACAAAUUUCCAUGUUGGCUCUAUGCCUGGAAAUGUCCUUUUCUGGAGCCAAGGGGGGCAAUUUCAAACUCUCCAAAAAAGUGUUUAAAAUUCUUAAAAACGGCAAUAAUGAAUAUUAACUGAAAAGGGAUCUUAGAUAGUUUUUUGCAUUAGACCUCUGACUUAAAUGAAUAUUUCUCUCAGAACUGUGAUUCCUAAAAGAAAUUGUCAGGAGAUUUGAUGAACUCCGUCAGAUUUGUCUACAAUCAUAAAUUAAUCAAGAAUGAUCCGGGUCAGCUACACCUCAUGAACCUUUUCUUAUUGUCCUCAUUACAUAUAGUGCAACAAAACCACUCAUGGUCUGCAAAGUGAUCUACUUUAUAGAUUUAAAGAAACAAUAUUGAAAUCAAAGUCCGUCACAUUUUUGUCUAACGUCAACUCCGUCAGAGUGCUGAAAUAUAUUAUAUAAUGGUUAUAUUUUUAUUGGGAAUUUUCAAAUAAAUAAUGUUCUAUAUUUUACAAAUGUUUGUAUUGAAGUUUUAUUUUUAAAUGCAAAAAAUAUGUAUUUUGUUGUCAACUCCAUCAGUGGCGUGUCAUCUCCAUCACUGAUGGCUAACCCCCUUAAGGUCAAUAUUUUGUCAAUAUUCUGAAAAUAUAUACAGCUGAAGUCAGAGGUUUACAUACACCUUGGCCAAAUACAUUUAAACUCAGGUUUUCACAAUUCCUGAAAUUUAAUCGUAGUAAAAAAUACCCUGUUUUAGGUCAGUUAGGAUCACCACUUUAUUUUAAGAAUGUCAGAAUAAUAAUAGUAUAGAGAAUUAUUUAUUUCCGCUUUUAUUUCUUUGAUCCCAUUCCCAGUGGGUCAGAAGUUUUACAUACACUCAAUUAGCAUUUGGUAGCAUUGCUUUUAAAUAGUUUAGCAUGAUCAAACGUUUCAGGUAGCCUUCCACAAGCUUCCCAUAAUAGGUUGGGUGCAUUUUGGCCCAUUCCUCCUGACAGAGCUGGUGUAACUGAGUCAGGCUUGUAGGCCUCCUUGCUCAUGCACACUUUUUCAGUUCUGCCACAAAUUUACUAUAGGAUUGAGGUCAAGGCUUUGUGAUGGCCAUUCUAAUACCUUGACUUUGUUGUCCUUUAGCCAUUUUGCCACAACUUUGGAAGUAUGCUUGGGGUCAUUGUCAAUUUGGAAGCCCAAGCUUUAACUUCCUGAUGCCUUGAGAUGUUGCUUCAAUAUAUCCACAUAAUUUUCCUACCUCAUGAUGUUUUGUGAAGUGCACCAGUCCCUCCUGCAGCAAAGCACCCCCACAACAUGAUGCUGCACCCCCCAUGCUUCAUGGUUGGGAUGGUGUUCUUCGACUUACAAGCCUCCCACUUUUUCCUCCAAACAUAACGAUGGUCAUUAUGGCCAAACAGUUCUAUUUUUGUUUCAUCAGACCAGAGGACAUUUCUCCAAAAAGUAUGAUCUUUGUCCCUGUUCAGUUCCAAACCGUAGUCUGGCUUUUCAUGGCAGUUUUGGAGCCGUGGCUUCUUCUUUGCUGAGCGGCCUUUCAGGUUAUGUUGCUAUAGGACUCGUUUAAAUGUGGAUAGAGAUGCAUUUUUUCCUCCAGCAUCUUCACAGGGUCUUUUGCUGUUGCUCUGGGAUUGAUUUGCACUUUUCGCACCAAAGUACGUUCAUCUCUAGGAGACAGAACACGUCUCCUUCCUGAGCGGUAUGAUGGAUACGUGGUCCCAUGGUGUUUAUACUUGCGUACUAUUGUUUGUACAGAUAAACGUGGUACCUUCAGGCAUUUGGAAAUUGCUUCCAAGGAUGAACCAGACUUCUGGAGGUCUACAAAUGUUUUUUUUCUGAGGUUUUGGCUGAUUUCUUUUGAUUUUCCCAUGAUGUCAAGCAAAGAGGCACUGAGUUUGAAGGUAGGCCUUGAAAUACAGCACAGUACACCUCCAAUUGACUCAAAUGAUGUCAAUUAGCCUAUCAGAAGCUUCUAAAGCCAUAACAUAAUUUUCUGGAAUUUUCCAAGCUGUUUAAAGGCACAGUCAACUUAGUGUAUGUAAACUUCUGACCCACUGGGAUUGUGAUACAGGGAAUUAUAAUUGAAAUAAUCUGUCUGUAAACAAUUGUUGGAAAAUAACUUGUGUCAUGCACAAAGUAGAUGUCCUAACCGACUUGCCAAAACUAUAGUUUGUUAACAAGAAAUUUGUGGAGUGGUUGAAAAACAAGUUUUAAUGACUCCAACCUAAGUGUAUGUAAACGUCCGACUUCAACCUGUAUAUAUCACUGUUCUGCAACAUAUGGUUAAACUAUUGAGAUAUUCGUUGUGCUAGAUCUAAGGGAUAAUGUUGACUUUUUAAAUGUUGUUUUAUAUUCUGAAUCUAGAAAAACAUGCAAACAAAAUUUUCCCUGGAGCAUUAUACAGUAUGGUGCUAUAAAAUAAGUAUUUUAUUUCUAUAAUCUACUGUUAGAAUUAAACAAUCAAUACUUUAAACACUUGUUGGACAAUACAUGUAAAAAUGAAAUGGUUUUUAUGCUGUCUGACGGGGUUGACGAUCCAGUUAGUUGCAUUUUAUGAUUUUGUUUUUGUUGAAUUAUGAGGUUUUUCCUUUACAUGAUGGCUGAUACUUUAAAGUUUUAUUAGCCAUAUGUAUAGGAUACACAUGGUAUACACCAUCCAAGGAAAUACUUAGGUUUUUUCUUUACAAUGCAAACAACAAUUAGAAAUAAUAAAAGAUUAGAAUAAGAACAUAAAGUAAAUGGCUCAGUAGAAUACAAUACACAUUUGAGCAUAAGUAUAAAACAGGAUGGCACAAUUUAUAUUCCAAUAUUUACAUGUGUUAUGGGGGGAUCAAGUGUUUCAAUUGUGAAGUAUUUAGCAAUCAUAUUAAGUCUGGUAGCAGUUGUGAUGUGUGUGUGUGUGUAUAUCUGUGUGGGUGUGUGCUGAAAUGCGGAGAGUCAGUGAAGGUGGUCAGUCCAGUUCAAGUGUUCAGCAGUCAGCAGAUGGCUUGUAGAUAGAAAUUGUCUCUGAGCCUUUUGGUAUUAGACAUCAUGCUCCGAUACCAUCUGCCCGACGGUAAGGGAGUGAACAGCUCGUGGCUGGGGUGUGUGGGGUCCUUGAGGAUGAUGCUGCAGGCCUUCCUCAGGCACCGUUUUGAGUAAAUGUCCUGGAUGGGUGGCAGCACGGUCCCAGUAAUGUACUGGGCCGUCCUCACCACUCGCUGGAAAGCCUUGCAGUCGUGGACGGCGCAAUUCCCAUACCAGGCCUUGAUGCAACCAGUCAGGACGGUAUUUGAAAAUAUAUAUUUCAAAUGUUGUUAAUAUUAAGAAAAAUAUUUGUGAAAAGAAAUUUGAGAAAACAUGUGCAUAUUUUUUUUGUUUUUUUUUGAAAAUGUACCAUUGUCAAUGUUAGAAGACUGCUAGAGUUGUAUGUAAUGUAUAUUUAAUUCAAAAGUACUAUGUCUUUUCAUUUCUCUAUUUUUUGUAAUAUGAUUUGUAGACUAUAGAGUAGGUAAUGAGUGGUUGAUUUGUAUGUUAGAUGGAUGUUCUCCAGGGGAUUGAAAAGGUUUGCUGCUCGACAUUUUUUCCUUUUUUUUGGAUUAAAAUGUAUUUGAUGGCUCCUCGCCGUUCAAUCCCUAUAGGCCCUGUUUAUGUUUGGAACUGGACCCAUUCCCUGUCUGUGGUCAGGCCUAUCGCACACCAGAAACAAGGCUGCAUUCAAGAGGGUACAACAUUGUGGAACGUGCAAAUAGAUAUGGGUGCAUCUCAGUUCUUAUUCAUGGAAUCAAUAUAUUACGUUUCACACUCUUGAACGCAACCCAGGUUUCGUGGUGUUUUCCACAAAGGACGGUUAUGUAAAUGUUAGCCUUUUGAUCUGGACAAGGUCUUACUACAGACCCACAGUAAUGUACACACUGGAAAUGGUCGGUCAAUGUCAACCUUCAACUUCUGCAAAUAAAGGGUUGAAUUUGA
This is a messenger RNA of Oncorhynchus kisutch (coho salmon), 10977 nucleotides long. RefSeq names its product mitogen-activated protein kinase 8. NCBI's taxonomy places the organism in Eukaryota, Metazoa, Chordata, Actinopteri, Salmoniformes, Salmonidae. The transcript has 11 exons. The record is from RefSeq and is a predicted model, not a curated record. Gene Ontology annotation, molecular function: MAP kinase activity; ATP binding. Gene Ontology annotation, biological process: protein phosphorylation. The coding region runs from base 4473 to 5789 and encodes 438 amino acids.